Marmota flaviventris (yellow-bellied marmot) is the source of this 4999-nucleotide messenger RNA. NCBI's taxonomy places the organism in Eukaryota, Metazoa, Chordata, Mammalia, Rodentia, Sciuridae. The record is from RefSeq and is a predicted model, not a curated record.
UUCAUGUCAGGCCACCAGUGCAGUUUCUCUUUCCCCCAAAGCCUACUGAAAACAGGAAAAAAAGAGAGGAGAGCAUGGAGUUCAGCUGGCAGACCAGGGAGCCACUUGCUGUUGCAGGGACACACCUGGUGCUAGCUGUGGAAGUGCUUCUCUCUGCUGCUCCAUCUGGGAGGUGACUGCUUCACCACAGUCCUCUGAAAGCUUCUAAGAAGAACGGUUAGUUUUCUGAGGAGCCAGCUGAGGGUGAAACACAAGCAGUGAAUAGAGUGACAACUUGUGCGCUGAUUGCCACAAACCUGCCAGGUGACCAUGGCAUCUGAAUCUCCUAUGAAGAUCCCCAUUUGUUUAGUGGAAAAGUGGAAUGAGCAGCUGACAGUGAAUUCAGAAGCCUUGAGGAUUCUUGAAAAGAUAUGUCAACCUGUGGUGGUGGUGGCCAUUGUAGGGACAUAUCAUACGGGGAAAUCCUACCUCAUGAAUCAUCUUGCAGGGCAGAACUAUGAUUUAAUGCCUGUAUCCCCUGGCAGCUUUACCUCUCAGGUGUCACUCUAUGUUGUCUUCUCCUCUUUCUUCCCCCAGGGCUCCACAGUGAGGGCUGAGACCAAGGGCAUCUGGAUGUGGUGUGUGCCUCACCCCAGCAAGCCAAACCACACCCUGGUUCUCUUGGACACUGAGGGCCUGGGGGAUGUGGAAAAGGGUGACCCUAAGAAUGACUUCUGGAUCUUUGUCCUGGCAGUGCUUCUUAGCAGCACCUUUGUCUACAAGAGCAUGGGCACUAUUGACCACCAUGCCCUGGAGCAGCUACACUAUGUGACUGAACUAACACAACUAAUCAGGGCAAAAUCUGACUUCAUGCCUGAUGAAGUAGAGGACUCCAUUGAGUUUGUAAGUUUCUUUCCAGACUUUGUUUGGACUGUUCGAGAUUUCAUGAUGGAGCUGAGGAUGGAUGGACACCCCAUCACAGAAGAUGAGUACCUGGAGAAUGCCUUGAAGCUGAUUUCAGGAAAGAGUGAAAAAAUCCAAAAUUCCAAUAGGUCUAGAGAGUGUAUCAGAUGUUUCUUUCCAGAACAAAGGGCUUUGACUCGCCUGUUAUCCCACAUUGAUAAAGUUCCACAAAACCAGCUGGAAAGGAAUUUUCAGGUGCAAUUAAAAAACUUCUGUUCCUAUGUCUUCACCAAUGCAAAGACCAAGACCCUGGGAGGGGGAAUCAUUGUGACUGGAAAUCGGUUGGCGACUCUGGUGGAAACCUACAUAAGCAUCAACAAAGAAACCAUUCCUUGCUUGAAGAACGCAGUGACCACUCUGGCCCAGUGUGAGAACUCAGCAGCCCUGCAGAAGGCAGCUGACCACUACAGUGAGCAGAUGGCCCAGCGGGUGCAGUUCCCCACAGACACGCUCCAGGAGCUGCUGGAGGUGCACACAGCCUGUGAGAGGGAAGCCAUCACAGUCUUCAUGGAGCACUCCUUCAAGGACGACAAUCAUGAGUUCCAGAAGAAGCUGGUGGACACCAUAGAGAGAAAGAAGGAAGCUCUCUUGCUGCAGAAUGAGGAGGCAUCUUUAAAAUUCUGUUGGGAUUGGCUAAUGUGGCUUUUAGCACCCCUGAUGCAAAGCAUUUCAAGAGGAGCGUUCUCUGUUCCUGGAGGCCACGGUCUACUCGUAGCAAAGGGUAGUGGGGUGGAACAGGGCUACAAGGUAGUGCCCUGGAGAGGAGUAAAGGCAAAGGAGGUCCUCCAGAGCUUCCUACAUCCACUGUCUGCCAUAGAAACCAUCGUGCAGUCAGAUAAAGCCCUCACUAAGGGAGAGAAGGCCAUAGCAGAGGAGCGGGCCAAGAAGGAGGCAGCUGAGAAGGAACAGGAGCUGCUAAGGCAGCAGCAGAAGGAGCAGCAGGAAAGGAUGGAGGCCCAAGAGAGAAGCUUCUGGGAAAAUAUGGCAGAGAAGAUGGAGAGAGAAAGGGAGAACAUUCUGAGAGAGCAGGAAAGGGUGCUGGAGCACAAGCUGAAGGUCCAAGAAGAAUUUCUUACUGAAGGAUUUAAAGAAAAAUCUGAGGCAUUAAGUAAAGAGAUAAAUCGACUAAAUGAAGAGAUUGAAGCAUCUAAAAAAAACAGUCGCUCGAUAUUUUCACAGAUCCUUACUGGAGUUGGCAGUGUUUUCCUUGCAGUACUCCCUGGGGCUGGUAAAAUAGUUGGUGCAGUGUUGACUCUCAUAGGCAGUCUUUUGGAAUAACCUGAGGAUUCCUGAUAGGAAAUUAUAAAAAGAGGCAUCUUUUAUUUGAAUAGCUACUUUUUAAGGUACCUGUGUCAUAUCAGUUUCAUUCAAGAGAUGUUCGAGAAUAAAAAGCAAUUAUCAAAGAUUAUCAGAGUAUAUUCUGAGAAACAAUAUUUAUUGAAGAAAUCAUAAAUGACUAAGACAAUAUGAGAUGAUUUCUAGAGAAGAUUUUAAGUAAAACAAAAAUUUAAAUAGCAAUAAUGAAGAAAAUAUUUGAAAUUCAUAUAUGAGGAGCUCUGUGGGAAGUGACUAACAACUGCAUUAAGUAGAAAGAAACAUAAGAAAAAAAUUAAAUUUACUAAUAAAAAGUGUGCACAAUAAAACUGUGAAGCACAUAGUUUUGCCUUCUUAGUGGGUAGUGAAGAACAGGUUUAAUAAUAUACAUAAAAAUUUAAAAUGCACAUACCUCUGAUCUAGCAAUUCCACAUAUAGGACAUUCUCUUAUGUAUCUCUUCACUCAAAUGAAAAUGAUAUUUGUAGUGGUUUACUUAUUUCAGGAUCAUGAUGAUUACAAAAGACUGGAAGCAACUGAAAGUUCCUGUCAGGUACUGAUAUGGGAAAUCUUAAGACAUGCUUUCAGAAUAAUACCCUAUAAUGAUUGUUAAAAGGAUGGGGGGAGUUGUAUGUGUCGGGAAACAUCUCCAAGAGGCAUCUUAAGUGAAAAAAUAUAGAAAGUGUGAAUAAUUUAUAAAAUAAUGAGUAUGUACAUAUGGUAUAACCUACAUGUGGAAAAUACAAAAUAAACUAGUAUAUAUGUCACAAUAGGAAGGCACCUGUCCAGUUGAGGUGAAAGAAGACAGAACAACUAACUUUAUACUAUAUUUUCUUCCAUGCCUUAACACUUCCUAUGGAUUUGUUAUAUUCAAACAAAUAUGAAUUCAAUUAGCAAAAUUAAAAAUGAAAUAAUACAUGACUGGGAAUAUCCCAUGACAUGAGGAAAGUGUUUAAUACUACUAGAAAUAGCAAAAGUCAGCUCAACUAGAAAAGUCUGCUCCUGAGAAUAAGGAACUAGAGACCACAAGACAUCCUGAUUUUUUGUUUUUAAUUACGACCUUUCAAUAAGGCCUUUAACAUCUAUUCCCCAGUAUAUGUUCAGAUAGAAGUCUCCUGCGAUUUUGACUUGAAUGGUCUACAAAUUCUGCCCCAUAUUAAUAAAGAAGGGAAUUUUUUCAUUUGAGUUAAUUCAACAUUUAUAGAAUAAUAAUAAUAAUAAUAAUAAUAAUAAUAAUAAUAAUUUUUAUUAUUUUGUGGUGCUGUGGAUUGAAGCCAUGGCCUUGUGCAUGCCAGGCAAGUACUGUAUCAACUGAGCUAAAUCCCCAGCCCAACAUUUUAGUAAUUCUUUCCAGGUGUCUAGUGCUUCAGAUUUACAGCCAGAAUGAACUCCUAGUAAUUCUACAAGCUGGGCAUGCUCUCUUAACUCUGGACCUUUACAGAUACACAGAGGCUUCCUCAUCAGCCCAGCUUCCUCACCUCUUAUCUUUAUUUGUCAACCUAUGAUAUUCCAUGAAGUCUCCUGUCUAACUUCCUGAGAUAGGAUGGAGCGUCCCUCCCCUCUGCUUUCAUUGUGCCAUAUUGUCACUCUACCAUAGAGCUUUUUUAAAAUAUAUAUAAUUGUGAAAUUGAAAAGUGCUUCUGUCUAUCACCUCUUGAUCUGAGGUACAUGGUCUUCUUCCCCACCCGAUCUUUAGUUCCAAGUACAAAGCCCAUAAGUACCAGGUAUGAACUGUUUAAACACAUGAGAUGCCCUUCAGUAGGGCCCCAGUUGACCAUGUCCUCACCACAUUUCUCAAUUUCUAAGGCUCUCCAAAUAAAGGAUAAUAUUUGAGGAACUAGUGCAGAAGGGACUCACUGAAACUGAGAGGACUUGUCCACUGGUGUGAAACUGCUGCCUAUUAUCUCUGCAGGACUGGACACCCCAUGUCCCUGAGAUCCCCAAGCUUCUUACUCAUAGUAACUACCCAGGAAUGAAAUCACUAAUGUAUUUCCUAGCAAAAUAUGAUUUUAAUAUAAUAAACAAAGUGCCAUAAUCAUGCAAACCUCACUUCUGCCAUAGUCUUUCUAUCAGUCUAGGCUGGUUCUGCUGAAAUAAAACUAGGCAUUUUAUAUAAAGAUUAAAAAAUCUCCCUGAAAAUAAUACCCACAGGCUGUCAGAGGAAUCUGCAUAUUGUCCACAGAGCCAGGAGACAGCAGCAUUACAAAUACUUCCUUGUUUCCUCCUUCUUACUAAGGUCCUAAGAGCACACCUGUGCUAUCUUGGGUCUUAAAGUAAUGGUCAGUCAUCUUUUAGUUUCCCCAACCAAAGCAUAUAUACAGAGGUUUCUUCCACUGGCAACAGAAUUCCUGCUGCUGAGUCAAUCCCCAAGGGCUUGCUGGUCUCUCUAAGGAAUGUCCUAAACACUGCACAUUGGGAUGGUCUGGUAAAGGACAAUGAGGGGGCAGGCAAAAUCUCUGGUGCCCCAUCACAUCUCCCCAACACACUUGUCCAGCAAUGCAAUAUGAAACCCUCAAAAAGGAAAUGUUGGCAUAUAAUUAUAGCUAUUUGUUCAUAAGGAAAGGGUCAGAAGUGAGGUAAAUAAAAUAAUAAAAGAAGAGUAAAAAAGACUUCCCCAUCCACCCAGUUUAAAUCUUUGUCAUAAGUUGUCAUCUGUUGGGUUAAUGUUUAUAGACACCCAAAAGAAGUUUGUAGGCAGAAGGCCCCUCACAUACUUGAAAAUAAAUAAGUACUUGUUGAAUUUUU